Molecule: messenger RNA, 1110 nt
Organism: Paramuricea clavata
Lineage: Eukaryota; Metazoa; Cnidaria; Anthozoa; Malacalcyonacea; Plexauridae
Source: the annotation of a GenBank genome assembly
AUGAAAGAUGAGAAUGGUGAAGUAAUUGACGAAACGCUGAUCCCUAAUGCCUUUAAUAAAUACUUUGUUGAACUAGGGGGAAAACUUGCGAAUAAAAUUCCUCAAUCGAAAAUUUUACCGGAUAGUUUUCUCAGUGAUGUACACCAUCCAGCUAAUGGGCUCCCUAGCUUUCAAGAAAUUUCAGAAAAUGAUGUUUUGACUCUACUUCAUGGUUUAGGCCCCAAUAAAGCAUCGGGAAUCGAUGGUAUCUCCUCUCAUAUCUUAAAAAAUUCGGCAGCAGUUAUUUCACCAUCCCUAACAUCAAUAUUCAACCAGUCAAUCUUAACAGGCAUAUUUCCCAAUGAUUGGAAAAUCGCUAGAAUUACUCCGAUCUUUAAGUCUGAAGCUAAAGAUGAAAUGACAAACUACAGACCAAUAUCCGUUAUAUCAGUAGUUGCCAAAAUUGCAGAAAAGCUGAUUUAUAACCAAAUCUAUAAUUAUUUACAUAACUAUAAUCUACUUUCAAACUCCCAACACGGAUUUAGACCACUUCACUCAACUGUUACAGCAUUACUGGACAUAACCAACAAGUGGUAUACAAAUAUUGACAUUGGGAAACUAAAUGGGAUUGUAUUUCUGGAUCUGAAAAAAGCAUUCGAUACUGUCAACCACAAUAUACUCUUAGACAAAAUAGCAACUUAUGGAAUAAAGGGAACGGCACAUCGCUGGAUGGAGUCGUAUCUAUCAAAUAGGACCCAGUGCUGUUGUGUGAAUGGCAAACUAUCAAGUCCAUCAAUUAUGAAAACAGGCAUACCUCAGGGUUCUGGUUUAGGCCCAUUGUUAUUUCCAAUUUACAUCAAUGAUUUACCAAAAUGUUUAAACGCCGGGACAAAACCAGAUAUGUUUGCGGAUGAUACCCAAAUUGCAACAUCAAGUGACGAUAUCAAAGUUAUCACUGAAACAUUAAAUAGAGAUUUAAACAAUGUUGCAAAUUGGCUGUCCGCAAACAAAUUAACUCUGAACAAUAGUAAAAUCGAAUAUAUGAUAAUUGGUUCCAAGAAAAGGCUUAGUCAAGUGACUGCCGAUCCUGCUAUCAGUAUAGGUAACUUAGAAAUUAAUCAUUGGGCCUAA